AUGCUCUUCAAGGCUGUUCUCUUAGUUGUCUCUCUUGCUCUCGCUGUCACCGCAGUUCCGCCUCACGUGAAGCGUGCUGCGUGCAGCAACGGCCGUUCUGCCAAUGACGCAAGGUGCUGUGUCUGGUUUGACGUUCUCGACGACAUCCAGGCCGACGAAGGUCUCUUUGAGGGAGGCCAGUGUGUUGAGGAGGCUCACGAGUCCCUUCGUUUGACUUUCCAUGAUGCUAUUGCCUUCUCUCCAACUCAGGGGUAUGUCUCAGAACUUACAAUCCUGUUUGUGCCGUAUUUACUGAUAGUGAUUGUUGGCCACAGUGGCGGAGGAGCUGAUGGCUCGAUCAUCGCUCACUCUGAUGAAGAGCUCAAGGACCCGGCCAACAACGGUGUCGACGAGAUCAUCGAGAAGCUUCGCCCCUUGGCCAUCAAGCACAACGUCUCCUUUGGCGAUUUUAUCCAGUUCGCCGGUGCUGUCGGCGUGAGCAACUGUAUGGGUGGUCCCCGCCUGCAGUUCCUCGCGGGACGCUCCAACGACUCUACGGCAGCUCCCGCCGGGCUCGUCCCCAAGCCUGAGGACCCGAUCGACCAGAUCCUCGACCGCAUGGCCGAUGCAGGGUUCUCCGCAAACGAGCUGGUCGACCUUCUCGCCUCGCACUCCGUGGCUGCGCAGGACACUAUCGACCCCACGAUCCAGGGGCACCCCUUCGACUCGACUCCGUCGACCUUUGACUCGCAGUUCUUCGUAGAGACCCUGCUGAAAGGCACGAGCUUCCCUGGUAACGGCUCCAACGUCGGCGAGGCCGAGUCGCCCUACCCAGGCGAGUUCCGCCUCCUCUCCGACCAGGUUAUCGCUCGCGACUCGCGUACGGCCUGCGAAUGGCAGUCGUUGUCGCGGCGACUAGUCCCAAUGACCAAGAGCAAGUUCACCGCAGCGAUGGCGAAGAUGGCCGUGCUCGGCCAGGACGUGAACUCGCUCGUCGACUGUUCUGAGGUCAUCCCGACGCCCGCUACGCUCGCCACGAAGGUCGCGGUCAUCCCGGCGGGUUUGUCGUUGGACGACAUCGAGGCGUCCUGCUCCGAGACGCCCUUCCCCACCAUUUCAGUCGCCCCAGGUGCGGAGACAUCCGUUGCUGCUGUCCCCUCGUAG
Dichomitus squalens LYAD-421 SS1 is the source of this 1143-nucleotide messenger RNA. It is a transcript of the gene MnP9-short, whose product is annotated as fungal versatile peroxidase from pleurotus Eryngii. NCBI's taxonomy places the organism in Eukaryota, Fungi, Basidiomycota, Agaricomycetes, Polyporales, Polyporaceae. Bases 1 to 1143 code for a protein of 380 amino acids. Gene Ontology annotation, molecular function: peroxidase activity; heme binding. Gene Ontology annotation, biological process: hydrogen peroxide catabolic process; cellular response to oxidative stress; response to reactive oxygen species. The record is from RefSeq and is a predicted model, not a curated record. The transcript is spliced from 10 exons.